AUGACAGAAGAAGAAAAGCACAAAAAUACAAAAAUAGAAGGGGAAACCCCUGAGAAGGUCAGAACAAAAGAAGAAAAGAUGAGAACCGCAUAUAAAAUGGUGAAUGAAACACUUUUAAAGGAGCAUAAGUUCUGGUCGGCCGAACCACUUGGUAAGAAGUCGUCUGAUAUGGGCGAUGCACGCUGUGAUAGCAGCAGCCAGAAACCCACAGAAGUAAAAAUACAAGAUAACACUGAUAUAGUCAUUAGAAAGGUAAAUUUACAAACCGAAUUAUCCAGCGUGUGUAAGUUGCUACAGGAUCAUUAUGUAGAGGACAAGGCAUCUAAGUUUAGUCUGCAGUAUUCUGAUGAAUUUAUAAAGUGGCAGCUAGAGUCUCCCUAUGUGUAUCCAGAGUGGAAUGUAGGCAUAUUUAUAGGCGACGAAAUAAUUGGGUUUAUAUCUGCAUGUUCUAUAAAUAUUAGAAUAAAAAAUAACAAGCCAAACACAGCAAUAGUUAACUUUUUAUGUGUACACAGGGAGUACAGGAAAAGGAGGCUGGCUCCAUUGCUUAUUAAGGAAAUAACAAAAGAGGUAAACAGAAAGGGAAUAUUCACUGCACUUUUUACUUCAGGAGAGAAAUUGCCGUAUAUAUUCACUCGGUCUAGGUAUUACCACCGCAUACUUAAAGAAGGAAAUCUUGUAGAAAGUGGGUUCUGUGAUCCAGAAGACAUUGAAAAAAUAACAGAAGAUACAAUUAUUUUUCAAGACUCGCCAACUGUGCACUACCGAAGAAUAACUGAAGAAGAAGUACCUUUGGCUUAUAAAAUGUACUGUGAUAAGUACAGUAAGCCAGACAUAUCUAUAUCCGCAGACUUCACAUUUGAACAGUUUAAGUAUUACGUAUACGGAAGAAAAGGACUUUCUGAUAUGUUAAUAAGCGAAGAUGGAAAAGAGUUUGUUUCUGUGUUUUAUUUAGAGACUAAAACUGCUAUUGGCACAGAAAACAUACGCACAGCAUAUUUGUCAUAUCACACAAUGCAAAAUGGUGUUAAUAGUAUGCUGAGUUUGAUAAAGUAUUUGAAAGACUCAGAUGAGUGUGAUGUUUUAAAUGCAUUGAAUUUAGAGUGUAACACAGAAGAUAUUUUGAUUAAAUCGGGAUUUUUGACUGGAGAUGGAAUUAUCAAUUACUAUCUUUUUAACUGGGAUACAGAAUUAAUCCAACAAUAUAAAAACAGCUUCAUACCGUACUAAGCAGUACACAGUCUGUGCACUGGUUUGCUUAGAUUAAAUAAAUUGUAUGUUG
Molecule: messenger RNA, 1282 nt
Organism: Nematocida parisii ERTm1
Lineage: Eukaryota; Fungi; Microsporidia
Exons: 1
Coding region: 1-1230 (409 amino acids)
Biological process (GO): N-terminal peptidyl-glycine N-myristoylation
Cellular component (GO): cytoplasm
Molecular function (GO): glycylpeptide N-tetradecanoyltransferase activity
Source: RefSeq, a predicted model, not a curated record